AUGCGGUCCCAGCAUUGCAGGGGGCAUGACUGGAGGAAAGUGGACGUAGCAAGGGUAAAUGGGGGGACGGGUGCACCUCCCAGGGCUCAGGCUCCCCCGGGCAGCGACCAGAGGUGGCGGUGGUGGCGGCGGCAGCGUCUCCCACAGCACAAGCAGAUGGAUUGGGGCACCGAGCUGAGCUGUGGGUUUAGCCAGAAGCAGUCCUUUGUACAGAUUCUCCAGGAGGUGAAUGACGUUGCAGGCCAGCAAGAACUGGUGGCUGAGAACCUCAGCAUGCUUGUGUGUCCUGAGCUGCUCAAGUACUCACAGGAGUUGAAGCAGGAGAGGAAGAUGCACUUCCAGGAAGGAUGGCGGGCUCAUCAGCAGCUGGAAAGUGGCUUCAAACAGCUUGAAAAUAGUAAACAUAAAUUUGAGCAAGAUUGCCGGGAGGCAGAGAAAGCAGCCCAGACCGCUGAGUGGCUAGACCAGGAUAUCAAUGCCACCAAGGCCGAUGUGGAGAAGGCCAAGCAGCAAGCCCACCUUUGGAGUUAUGUGGCAGAAGGAAGCAAGAAUGAAUAUGCGGCCCAGCCAGACCAGGCCCACUUCUGUGUUUCACAGAUGCCCAAGAUAUUUGAUAAACUGCAGGACAAGGAUGAGCGUAGAGCCACCUUCAGUGAGAUCAGUAAGUCAGGGUACUGGCUGCUGUCAGAGACGGAACUGCAGUUGUUACUCAUCAUUACCAAGUGCUUUGAGGCCAUGAAGGUGGUUGCCAAUGCUGUGGAUGCCAAGAAUGACACCCAGGUUCUCAUAGAGCUGCACAAGUCAGGUUAUGCCCGCCCUGGUGACAUGGAAUUCGAAGACUUCAGCCAGCCUGUGAUCUGUGCACACUCAGAAAAUGGCCUGGACACCCUCUCAGAUGGAGAGCCUAAGUUCCAGGGCCCUGGCCAUAGUCGUGCCAAGCGCUGGCCUUUUGGCAACAAGAGCAAGGUAGGGGCCCUGAAUCUUGUGUGGGAAGACACUAUGUCUAUGGUCUUAUUGAGUGAGAUCAGUAAGUCAGGCAAUCUGUGGCUAUCAUCCUUCCAGAUCCUUCCAGGAGGCCAUGGGACUGUGGCUUCAGAGGAUUUUAGCCACUUGCCCCUGGAGCAGCAGAGAAAGUGGCUGCAGCGUCAGUUAGAAGAACACAACCAGGAGCUGCACAAGGAGGAGGAUCAGAGGGAAUCUCUGAAGAAAAUGAUGUGUUAUGAGAAGACACCCCAGAUGGGUGACCCUGCCAGCUUGCAGCCCCAGAUCACAGAAACACUGAGCCACAUCAAAUGGCUGAAAUUGGAAGUACAGAAGCACAAGGCUUGGCUGGCAGAAGCUGAGAGCCGGGUCCUAAGCAACCUAGGGGACAGCUGGUGCCAGCACACCUGUCCUCACAACCCCCCAUCCAGUGUCCCCAGGGACAGUAGCAGAAACGCUUCACAGAUCAACAAGGAGAGCUCUGAAGAGCACACCUCAGAAGAGGGCCAGGAAACCCCUAUCUACACGCCGUGCCACGAGGAUUUUGAGGAGCCUGCAUCACCCAUAGGCCAGUGUGUGUCCAUUUACCACUUUGAAGAUGAGAACACAUGGGGGUGGAGGGGGUCCAGUGAGGGCACCAUCUCUAUGACCCAGGGUGAGGACCUCAGUCUGAUGGAAGAGGACAAAGGCGAUGGCUGGACAUGGGUCCGGCAGAAACAGGGAGGUGAAGGCUAUGUGCCCACCUCCUACCUCCGAGUGUCACUCAACUGAACCUGCCAGAAGCAGGAAGAGGGGGCCUAUAAGCUGUUGCUCCUGGGCAUCGGGAGCCCAGGACCUAUGCACUUCAUUUCUGCCCCGUAGCUUUGGCUGUGACCUGUGUAACCUGCUGCCCACCCCCAUCCCACCUGUCAUCCCAAUAGACCCGCUGUGCCUUUCAAAAUCAGUGUACAUACUCAUGUUCAAGUCUUUUCUUCCUGCCACUUGGCUUGGGC
Molecule: messenger RNA, 1973 nt
Organism: Marmota monax (woodchuck)
Lineage: Eukaryota; Metazoa; Chordata; Mammalia; Rodentia; Sciuridae
Product: cdc42-interacting protein 4-like
Biological process (GO): signal transduction
Molecular function (GO): protein binding
Source: RefSeq, a predicted model, not a curated record